Gambusia affinis (western mosquitofish) is the source of this 3931-nucleotide messenger RNA. RefSeq names its product family with sequence similarity 110 member C (gene fam110c). The transcript has a single exon. NCBI's taxonomy places the organism in Eukaryota, Metazoa, Chordata, Actinopteri, Cyprinodontiformes, Poeciliidae. The record is from RefSeq and is a predicted model, not a curated record. Bases 153 to 1172 code for a protein of 339 amino acids.
UGUCUGAGCAUACAAGGUGAAGUCUCCUGUUGGGAUUCAUGCUCAGGCAAAGAGCGGGCUUGAAUGGAAUCCUGUAGCUGUGAGUCUGUACGGUAUACUCAGGGAUAUUUGACUUUUUGGAAAUAACAAUUGGAAAAACUUGAGAGUAUACAAUGGAGACAAGUAAUGACGCCACAAAAAUUCUUGAAAAGGGUCCGGAAUACCUUCGGAAGCAAAUGGAACUGGAGAAUGAGACAAAGGGACGUAUGAGUGCCGUGGAGAGGCUUGCUGCUAGUAAACCAAAGUACGUCAAAAGUCAGCAAGUGGUCAACUCUACCCAGGAGCCAGUGAUCAGUCUUGGUUCAGCGUCUGUGAGUAGCACCGGGUCUUCAAGCCAAAGCAUAAACCGCAAUGAAAAUUGUGUCUCUCGGAGUACCUCAUCAGUACAUAAAGAUGUUCCACAACUCUGUGUACCGGAACAACUAAAUCGGCCCACUGGCAAAAAAAGACCAGACUCUAUUCUGCUUUACAGACAGAAAUGUGACUUACUUCGAGGAUCAACACUCAAGAACCGAAGGCACCCCAUAACUAGAAAGCUGCCACUCAAUUCUGGGGAUAAACAUGUCCCUGUGCUUCUGGCUGCUGACAGGAAACAUGAUCAUGAUGGCAGCAAAGAAAAAAUCAGCACACCUGAGGGAAAAGCAAAGGAAUGUAUCAUCGGUGUAGUUAUUUCUCAGUCAGAGAAAAAGUCUAAUGGAGCAACAGAGGACAACAAUGAAAAGCCAACAGCUGGUGGUCUGCUUGCAGUUCCUGAGAUUGAGAUGAGGACUGGCAAGGGAGUGAGCCGUUCCCACUCAGAUAUCAGCUCAAGAUACUCUAAAAAUUUUGCAGACUUUGAUGCAUUUUUCAAGUACUGCGGCCUGGACGGUGAGGUGAUUGAGACCUUGGGGAGGGAGAACUUCUCGGCUCGCUCUGAUGAGAUUGUGAUAAACAUUCGGAGCGCCAGCAUCUCCACAUCUGAUGAUGGCUUCUCAAGGGAUAGCAGUGACAGCAAUGGGCUUCUUGAGAACGAGCUGCACAAAACAGUACAGCAAGGCACAUCAGUAAUUGAGCGCAAUGCGCGUGUCAUCAAAUGGCUGUACAGCUGCAAAAACGCUGCGGAUGCUGGCAAGAAGUUACGGGACCUUGACUGAAUGAUGCAUAAAAGUUACAGAUUUUUUGGUGGAGACUGAAAUGAUUGUGACUGACUUCCAGUUCUUGCAUUCUUGACAGUAAAUAUCACCAACUGAUGGAUUCAAGACUGUGGGAACGUGUGUUGCUGCCAGGUUGUCCAAAAUUGUAUCUUGAGAACAAUGUGACAGAGAUAUGUGAAAACAUAUAUUGAGUUGGAGAUGUUGUGCAAACGUUUUUCUGUCAUGAGAUUAAUUCAAAUGAAAAUUUUGCAAACUAUAGCUAUAUUCAACAGUUGUGAGAAUUACUUUAUUAUAUCACAGGGAAGACUCGAGCUAUGGAAAAGUAUAGGGCUUUUGGACUUUGGCUUUUCCAAAGUCCAAACUCAGCUGUGAUUUAGAGUAAUUACCCUGUAUCUUGUCAUAAUCCUCAAAUAAACUAUAUAAUAUAUUUAAAAUAUGUGUGAAGUUUUGACAAACUGUAGUGCAUAACCUCAAAUGAAAUUUCAUUCUGACAAUCAUACAUUUUAGUAUUAAAUUUGAAGCAUUAAUAUGUCAUUUAUCAUCGAAACUAGUUAUGUUUUUUCCACCAAUGAUUUAAAAAACUAAUGGUAUUGGAAAUUGGUAUGAGUAAUUACAUAAAGAUGAAAGGCUUUUUGCAUUUGUGAGUUUUGCUGGAAACAUCUAAGCAUAAUGUUCAUAAUUUCUGGAUUUUCAGAAUAACUCAAACAUGAAAGGGGACUAAAAUAACAGUUUACGUAGCGUACUUUUAAGAUUCAUAGUCUGACAAGUGCACUCCUCAUUGUUCCUCAAGUGAAAGGUAUGCAGUCUAUCCUGAACACACACAGAUAAAAGAAAGACAAAUAAUGUCAGUCUGUAAGACAAGCUGCUUUCUUACAUGUCACUUAAGUAGCAACAAUUAAACAAGGUAAUUUAAUUUAAGUCUAAGAAAGUGGAAAAAAAAAAAACAGGAAAGAAGUGAUAAUAUCCUUAGACAAGCUGUCAGCUGGACCCUUAAGAUCUGGGUGAGAAGAAUGUGGCUGGUAAUCUGAUGGGCUUAUGUCCAGUGACCCGUUGAAACUGUAUCUCUACCCACCUCCCAGUCUUCGCCUGCUUUGUCUCUUCAACACACACCUCUUCCCCCCAUUUUCUGUAUCCUUUCCAAGUUUGCUCCAGUUUGUUUGAACCUCAGAGAGUGUAAUUGAAGAUGAAAAAGAAAACAUAACAGAUUGACCAGGGGCUCAAGAAACAUUAACCAACAGUUUUUUUUCUAUUAAUUUGGAAAGUUAUGACACUAAUAUUUCAUGGCCAUGAAAGUAUGUUCUGACUACUUCACAGUUGUAAAAAUAUAUUUCACUAACUUUAAAGCUAUGCCACAACAAAUCACUUCCUGCCAUCUUUACUUGUCAGCUGCCAGGUCUUAAAGUUAGUUGAAAAACCGAUCCAUUAAUACCUUAGUGGUAUUAUGAUUUUUACCACAGCCUGACCUUAAUCCUUCCUCAAAUCAAAGUUAAACCACCAUUCCUUAAUCUUUUUAUCCAGAAUGUGUAACAUUCAAACAAAGCAAUUAAUUACUUACUUCCCAACUAGUGUGCUACAUGUGAUUUAAAAAAUCCAUUAAUGACACAGUAGAAUAAUUGACCUUGUUGGUGGCAGCAAGUUUAAAACAAGCGAGGAGAAUGGUUUUAUGAACUCUAUUUAUAUCUUUAUGAACAUGAAUUUUUUUUAAUGUUGCUCACAGAACAAAAUUUUCUCUAUAAACAUAUACAAAAGUUGAGCUAGAAAUAGUGAGGGAGAAUGAUCAGUAAAGAUGCUUGAUUGUAGGUAAAGUACCUGUUAACAUACAGUAUCUGUUAAAAUCUAAAUAAAACAUGACAAAAAUAGUGGAUUACAAUCUUCCUGAAGUGGCCUGCAAUUUUCCAAUUGAGUCUGAAAAGACUCUAACAACAAAACCCAUCCUUUUACCAUAAUACUGCUGCUCCCAUGUUUCAAAACAUGGGGCAAUGUGCAAUCAUUCUCUUUUUUCAUACAAAAGAGAAUGGUCCAAAACAUUGUUCUGGUCUCAACCAAGAGAGAAGACCUCUUCCUCAUAGCUGCUUUGUCUUUACUACUUUUUUAAAAGUUUAAGUGGGAUUUUUUAUGUCUUUCUUCUUGUCACUCUUCCAUGACGGCUUUUUUGAUGCAGUGGAAAAUAAACAGCUGGGGCUUUUUAUGUUAAGGCUGAGGGGUUGCAGAUCCUACAGCCUUAACAUUGGUCUCUUGGCUACUUUUCUGAUUUAUUUUCAGAUUAUUGAUUGAACUCUGCUUUGUCAUGUGUUUAAGUUUUAUUGCCUGAACCUUCUUUAAAGCUCUUUACAAUGUUACUCUUGUCCUGGUGGUUGAACUCCCUGAUCUUCAUUAUGUUGUUUAUUUACUGAUGUUCUCUAAUUCAUUUCUGAGCCCUUUAUGAAACUAUUUAAAAGGAGAAAUUUUACAUAGGUGGACUAGUUUACUUGUUAGGUACUUUUAGAAGGCAGUUGGUUUAUCUGUGUUUUGUUUUAUUAGGAUGUUAGAGUAAAAGAAAGUAAAAAUAUAAGAACACCAAAUGGUUUCUUUUUUUCAUUGUUCUUUUCUCAUCAUUUACCAAUAGAUUACCAAUAAAAUACAUUCAAGUCUGUUUUGUAACAUGAUAAAGCCAGAAGGAAGGGACUUUUUAUGUAAUGCAUAUCUGUGAUUCUGAAGACAUACUGUCUUUUAAUUACAUGUGGAAAAAAAUGCAUAAAUAAAGUUCUUUUAUCCAAGAU